This is a messenger RNA of Saprolegnia parasitica CBS 223.65, 678 nucleotides long. RefSeq lists its product as hypothetical. The transcript is spliced from 2 exons. The coding region runs from base 1 to 678 and encodes 225 amino acids. NCBI's taxonomy places the organism in Eukaryota, Oomycota, Saprolegniomycetes, Saprolegniales, Saprolegniaceae. The record is from RefSeq and is a predicted model, not a curated record.
AUGUGCCACAUUGUCACUGCAGCUGUGCCGAACAUCGUGGAUGCGCUGCGGCUCAGCCUCCGCGAUAUGCACAAGGAAGACAUUAUCGACCAUGAGUCGGAGCAAGGUGUCAUGCUCAAGGUGGCUGCGAUCGCGUCGCAUCGCUACAACAAAGCCGCCAAUGUCUACGAGCUGCACGUGCACUGGGAAGUGCCCAACUGUCGUCCAGCGACGGUCGCCGUCACGAUGAAGUCGGUCCAGCGCUCGGUGCUCGCGUUGGUGCCAAGCGACCGAUUUGCAGUGCGCAUUGACGUCGUGGCACACUCUUUUGCACUUGGCUUUACGUCCAAAGACUCGUUUGAUGCGACGCAGCCCCUUUACGCGAAUGCUGCAGUCAUUACUUGCAGCAAUUACGCCAGCCGGAUCAAACACCACCCCGCCACCAAGAUGAUGACGAAUCUGUACUAUAUGAGACCCAAAAGCGUCGUCGUCGUUCGGUACGACCACCAAGUCAAAACAAUUUCUUUCGAAGUCGACGGGGAGGCCGCGGAGACCGCCGCGAUCGAUGUCGAGACGCCACCGAAUGUCGACAUGUUUCCCUUUGUGUCGUUCUACACAACGCCAUAUCCUGACGCAAGCAAGGCGUUGGCCGAUGCGUACCUCGGGCAAGUUUCGCUCGUCCCGGUGCCGUCAGCGUAG